Molecule: messenger RNA, 2584 nt
Organism: Callorhinus ursinus (northern fur seal)
Lineage: Eukaryota; Metazoa; Chordata; Mammalia; Carnivora; Otariidae
Gene: UIMC1
Product: ubiquitin interaction motif containing 1
Biological process (GO): double-strand break repair; positive regulation of DNA repair
Cellular component (GO): BRCA1-A complex
Molecular function (GO): histone binding; DNA binding; K63-linked polyubiquitin modification-dependent protein binding
Source: RefSeq, a predicted model, not a curated record
GCGCAUGCCUCCCCCCACCCCCGCCCGCGCUCCUGACGUGCUGCGGACGCUCGCGACCCGCAGCGCCCCGGAGGAGGGGCUCGGCAGAGGGGCGCCGGCCGGUCGACAAAAGAAUGCCACGGAGAAAGAAAAAAGUUAAAGAAGCUUCUGAAGCUCAGAACCUGGAGAAGAAAGAUGCAGAAACUGCCAGUUCUGUCAAUCUGAAGAGGAAACGUAGACUUGAAGAUGCAUUCAUUGUGAUAUCUGAUAGUGAUGGAGAGGAACCAAAGGAAGAGAAUGGAUUGCAGAAAAUGAAGACAAAACAGUCGAAUAGAACGAAGUGUUUGGCUAAAAGAAAAAUUGCACAAAUGACAGAAGAGGAGCAGUUUGCUCUGGCUCUCAAAAUGAGUGAGCAGGAAGCUAGGGAGAUGAACAGCCAGGAGGAGGAAGAAGAGGAGCUCUUGAGGAAAGCCAUUGCAGAAAGCCUGAAUAGUUGCCGGCCUUCUGAUGCUUCUGCUACCAGAUCUCGACCUCUGGCCACUGGACCAUCUUCACAGUCCCACCAAGAGAAAACCACAGACUCUGGGACCACAGAAGGCAUAUGGCAGCUGGUACCUCCAUCACUGUUUAAAGGCUCACAUGUCAGUCAGGGAAACGAGGCUGAGGAAAGAGAGGAGCCUUGGGACCACACUGAAAACACUGAAGAGGAGCCGGUCUUUGGCAGCUCAGGAAGCUGGGAUCAGUCAAGCCAGCCAGUGUUUGAGAAUGAGAACGUUAAAUGUUUUGACAGAUGUACUGGCCACUUGGCUGAGCACACACAGUGUGGGAAGCCACAGGAAAGUACUGGGAGGGGUUGUGUUUUUCACAAAGCUGCCCAGGGUAGGGGGGACACAUCUAGGCACUCUCUGCCUACCCCAGCAGAUGCCACAGGUCUCCAGGAUGUUGGGGGCACUGUGCACUACUUCUGGGGUAUUCCAUUCUGCCCUGCUGGAGUAGAUCCUAACCAAUAUACCAAGGUCAUUCUCUGCCAGUUGGAGGUUUAUCAAAAGAGCCUAAAAAUGGCUCAGAGGCAGCUCUUUAAAAAAAAAGGUUUUGGGGAACCAGUGUUACCUAGACCUCCUUCUCUGAUCCAGAAUGAAUGUGGCCAAGGAGAUCAGGCUAGUGAAAAAAAUGAAGGCAUCUCAGAAGAUAUGGGAGAUGAAGACAAAGAGGAGAGGCAGGAAUCUAGGGCAUCUGUCUGGCACUCAAAAACCAAGGAUUUCCAAGAAAGCCCAAUUAAAAGCUUGAAAGAGAAACUUUUGUUGGAGGAAGAACCAACAACCAGUCAUGGUCAGUCUUCCCAAGGGCUAUUUGUCGAAGAAACUUCUGAAGAAGGAAACUCUGUACCUGCCUCACAAAGCAUUGCUGCUUUGACCAGUAAGAGAAGCUCUGUCCUUAUGCCAGAGAGUUCUGCAGAGGAAAUCACUGUGUGUCCUGAGACACAGCUAAGUUCUCCUGAAACGUUUGACCUUGAAAAAGAAGUCUCUCCAGGUAGCAGAGAGAUCCUGGAUGAAGUAAGAAUAAUAAUGGCAGAUAAGGAGGUUGGUAACAGGGGAAAUGCUGAGAAGGAAAUACCUAUUUCUACAGUCUCAUCCAGUACCCAGGUGUCCUGCCCACUAUGUGACCAAGGCUUCCCACUCACAAAGAUUGAGCUACAUGCCAUGUACUGCAAUGGGCUGAUAGGGCAAGACACAGGUGGUGUUUACCAGAUUUUCUUCUAUAAAGGUACCCUUUCCCCUUUUUGUGUGUUGACUCGGAGACAAAAAAAGACCAAGAGCAAGAGUGACAGUGGGACAGCUGUCCAGACUUCCCUAGACAUUGACAAAAAUGAGAAAUGUUAUCUCUGUAAAUCCCUGGUCCCAUUCAGAGAGUACCAGAGUCAUGUAGAGUCCUGUCUCCAGCUUGCAAGGGGUGACCAAGGAGCUGGGCCUGAAGAGUGUGGGAAGGUAUGCUCAGCUAUGGAGGAGAAGCAGCAGCAGCGGCUGAGGAACCCAAAGGAAAAAAACCGCAGUGAAGGCUGGCUCCUCAGUCUCUUGGAACAGUCUGAGCACAAGACUGCAGAUGCAGAAAUAAAGACCAAGUCUUCAGAAACAGGAAGCUUCAGGGUGCCCUCGCCAGGGAUGGAAGAGGCAGGAUGCAGCAAAGAGAUACAGAGUUCCCUUCCACAUCUUGACUUAAACGAGUCUCCCAUCAAGUCUUUUGUUUCCAUUUCAGAAGCCACAGAUUGCUUAGUGGACUUUAAAAAGCAACUUACCGUCCGGCCAGGUAGCCGGACACGGACCAAAGCAGGCAGAGGAAGAAGGAGAAAACCCUGAAUUUCUAGGGUCCAGACAUUGACAAAGCAUUAGCAAUAGGGGUGGGCCAUGGUCAUUAAGUCUUAGUGGCCCCUGUUUCAUUGUUGAGCAAGUUUUCGCCCUGCAGUUUUCACCACCAGCAUCCACUCAGCAUUCUCGUUUUGAUGUUUUCUAUAAGCUAUACAGACGAUUGUGUAUAGUAUUCUGUUUUAUAAUAAUCUGAUUCACUUAUAGUUAAAAGAAAAUUUAAAUAUAUUUAUGUUUGUAUGAAA